Messenger RNA from Malaya genurostris, 3308 nucleotides. It is a transcript of the gene Ipo9, whose product is annotated as importin-9. Gene Ontology annotation, biological process: protein import into nucleus. The record is from RefSeq and is a predicted model, not a curated record. The transcript has 10 exons. Lineage: Eukaryota; Metazoa; Arthropoda; Insecta; Diptera; Culicidae. Gene Ontology annotation, molecular function: small GTPase binding. Bases 141 to 3191 code for a protein of 1016 amino acids. Gene Ontology annotation, cellular component: nuclear envelope; cytosol.
AUUCUUAAAUGCUUAUUAGAAAAUAUGUCAUGUAGAAUUAGCCCGCGCACUCGUGUUAUUUAGAAAGUCAUACAAAAACACUGAUUUACUACAACUUUUGUUUCGUCGGGUUGUAAAACCACUGCACUAAGAGUCAAAGAAUGGCUGAAAAUGCAGAUUUAAUCAAACAAGCAAUGUUUGAAGAACUGCAAAAAAUCCUCAAUCCAGAUGGAGAAAUAAGGAGACAAGCAGAAGAAAGGUUGGCUCAGCUGAAAUUCACGGAAGGUUACGGUAUAUAUCUUGCAGAAAUCACUAUUAAUCAAAAUUUGGAUUUGUCUUUCCGACAACUUGCAUCAGUCAUGCUAAAACAAUAUGUCGAAGACUGUUGGUCAGUCGAAGAAUGUGAAAAUUCGGUUGAUGGCAAUUUGAUGGUAAAUCCCGAAGCAAAAACGGCUAUAAAAACUAUACUUCCUCAGGGACUGUAUGAUCCAAAUAGUAAGAUUCGCAGUGUGGUGGCCUAUUCAAUAUCAAACAUUGCAUCAUACGAUUGGCCGAAUGAUUGGCAAGAGCUUUUUGAUAUAAUUGUUAAAUGUCUGAGCGGAAAUGAAAACUCAGUACACGGUGCUAUGAAGGUACUUGUCGAGUUUACAUUGGAUUUGGACAAGCAAAUUAUAGACGUUGGGCCAAUGAUACUUUCCGAAGUUUACAGAAUAUUCGAAGCUCAGGCUGUUUAUAGUGUUUCUACUCGAAGCUAUGCCAUCAAAAUCCUUAACUCAUUGUUGCGUAGCAUUAACACGCAUGUUGAAUCCAAGCAGGAUCAAACAAUUAUUUUGAACCCAACUCUUCCCACCUUUACGCAUAAAAUGAUUGAAGGACUUACUGUACCAAAUGGACCGCACAGUAGCUUCGAACUUAAAACAGAAAUUGUUAAAGUUCUCAAGUAUAUGAUUUCUGACAUGCCUAAGUUUGCAAGUCAAUAUCUGUCCGCGAUUUUGCCUCCAAUUUGGCAGCUUUUGACUCAAAUGGCUGAUAUUUAUAUCAAGGUAAUCGUAAACGAAACAGAGGAAACGCCGUUUACUAGUAAUACUGAAGGCGAUGAAAACGAAGAUUUCAUUUCAAUGAUUUUACAAAUUUUUGAAUUUUUGCAUACAAUCAUAGAAAUGAGAAAAUACAAAGGCGCUAUCACAAACGUUCUGACCGAUUUGAUUUACAUUGUUAUUCUAUACAUGCAAAUGACCGAAGAACAAGCACAAAGUUGGCACGACGACCCGGAAAAAUUUGUUGAAGAUGAGGAUGAACAAGGAGUUGAUUUUUCUAUUCGAACAACUGCACACGAUGUUCUGUUAAUCAUUGGCCAGGAAUAUGAACAAAAAUUAUUGCCUUGCUUUUCAGAGGCACUGGGGAAACAUAUAACGGUUGCUGAUGCUGAUAGGAAUGCAGGUCAUCCGUACUGGUGGAAAAUAUACGAAGCGUCCAUGCUGGCUGUAGGUUCUUUCAAAGAACUGAUUACAGAGAACGAGUCUAAAUUUGAUCUGACUCAAUAUUUGAAUCUCGUAAAAAGUAUUAUGGAAUAUCAGCUUGCUAAAAGUACUAAAGUAUCGCCAUAUCUUUUGGGACGAUGCUUGUGGAUUAUCAGUCGUUACUGUGACUGUAACAUCUAUAAUCAACAAAUAUUACAACAAGUGGUUAACGUAACUAUCAGUAGUAUGUCAUUGGAGAAACCGAUCGUUUUGAGAAUUACUGCAGCAAGAGCAAUUUACGGAUUUUGCUCCAACCUUCGAGACUGUAAUGAUGAGCGAAAAUCUUAUCUAAUUACCAAAUUAGAGCAUUUUUUGGAAAGUCUUAUGCCUUUGUUUAGUCAAUCCCAAAACACUGUUCAGGGACUUUUGUUGGAAACGUUAACUGCUAUAAUCGCUUACGACACAGAAGUCACAGCAACAUUAUCCAACAAAGUGGUAUCGCUUAUCAUAGCCAUGUUUCUGAAAUAUCACGACGAUCGUUUUAUAUUGGAACUAGUUCAGGAUAUUCUAAAAAUUCUUUCACAAAAUCCGUUUUGUCUGGUUCCUUUACAAGAAAAAAUUAUUCCGACUCUUGUCAGCAUACUUAAUUCAGAAGGCGAGCAAACAUCCACAAUGCAGGACAUAGCUUUGGAUAUCCUGAGCACCGUUGUAAAAUAUUCCCGUGGACCACUUAGUUCUAACAUAGUUGAAAAUGCGUUUCCAGCCGCAGUACAUUGUAUUCUCCGAACUGAAGAUCAUUCGGUAAUGCAAUCUGGAGGAGAAUGUCUGCGAGCGUUUUUGACGGUUGAUCCAGAACAAAUCUGCGGAUACAAAAAUGGCGAGGGAUUAAAUUAUAUAAUGGAGAUCACAACAAUGUUAUUGAACCCAAUGAACACUGAAUCCACUGCCGCAUUUAUUGGACGACUGGUCAUCACAAUUAUUACCAAAGUUGGAAAUCUACUGGGCGAGAACGUAGAUUUGUUACUAAAAGCCGUUAUCAGUAAAAUGCAACUAGUCGAGUCACUCAAUGUGAUUAUGAGUCUAGUUAUGAUAUUCGCUCAUCUUAUUCUCGUACAAAUGGAUGCUGUGUUAAACUUUUUGAGUACUGUUCCUGGUCCAACUGGCGAACCUGCAAUGACAUUCGUGUUUGUCAAUUGGCUAAGUAGACAACACAUGUUUUAUGGAUCGUACGAACGUAAAGUCAGUACAAUGGCUCUCUGUAAGCUUUUUGAAUAUGGUGUCACGACCAAAGAUGAAAGAUUGAAUUCUGUUAUGAUCAAAGAACCUGUUAUCAAUAUUCAACCAGGAAGAAGAACUCGCUCGGCUGUCUCAAAAAUGAAUCAAGAAUGGGUCGAUGUUCCAAUUUUGUUAAAAAUCUUCAAGCUGUUAGUCAAUGAGUUAUCUAAUUUGAAAGAAGCUAAGGAAGCAUUGGAAGAAGAGGAUGAUUCAGAUGAAUCAAGCAACGCAACAGAUAAUACGAAAGGAAACAAUCUGGUGGCCAUGAUGUUGGGUGAUGAAGAUGAGGAAGACGAAGAUGACCAGCAAAUGAUGCAGGAGCUCAUGCAAAAUCCAAUUUUCCAAUGUGAUAUGCAAGAUUAUUUGGUGAAGUUCGUACAAAGUUUCAGUCGAGACGAACAUUUUCUGGUGUUUCUGGAAAAGAUCGAUGAUGAGGAGAAGUUGAUUCUAAAGGGCUUUGGAAUUAGUGUUGCUUAAAGCAGAAGAGCUUCCGUAUACUUUUGUUCCCAGUGAUGUAGUUAGUUGUAAAGUUUCCUUUGUUUGUCUUUAUGUAUAUGAUACAAUUACAAUAAAAGUUUUAUUGUUUCCACAUUA